CUUUCUUUCGUCCACUCAUAAGCCUUUCACCAUCUGUUUCGUCUCUUCAUCAACCAAUGGCUUCGGCUACUGGAGGAAAGACGCGUUUGCUGAGUUCAUCCGCUUCGACAUUUCGAUUUUCCCCAAUGUGGAGCCAGGCCAAGGGACCCUUCAAGUGUGUGGGAAAGAGUUCUUCCGAUGCUUUAGAUUCUUCCGACUCAUCACGAUCGACCUCUGAACCGCAAUACUUACUCGCGCACUGGUCUGACCACCCAGUUGACAGAUAUCAAUAAGACUCAAGAUACCCAUAUCAACAUUUCAGCCAAAACCCCACAGACAGAACACCAUGGCCAAAUCGAUCCUUCUCAUCAACGGCCCCAACCUGAACCUUCUGGGUACACGCGAGCCUGCUACAUACGGCUCUACUACGCUCCCUCAGGUUGUCGAGGCCGCACAAAAACAGUGUACCGAGAAGUCGAUCACAUUCGCACACCUGCAGUCCAACCAUGAGGGUGUAAUCCUGGAUUGCAUUCACGAAGCGCGUGGGAACGUCGAUGCCAUCAUCAUCAACCCUGGGGCUUUCACACAUACCAGCGUCGCGAUAAGAGAUGCUCUGCUAGGUGUGGAUAUUCCGUUUGUCGAAGUCCACAUCAGCAACGUACACGCACGGGAAACAUUCCGCCACCACAGUUACUUGAGCGACAAGGCCGUUGCUGUCAUCUGCGGGCUAGGGAUCUACGGGUACGAGGCUGCGAUUGAGUAUGCAUCGAGGCAUAUCAAGCCGAAAGAGAAUGCUUAG
This is a messenger RNA of Macroventuria anomochaeta, 778 nucleotides long. RefSeq names its product Dehydroquinase. Lineage: Eukaryota; Fungi; Ascomycota; Dothideomycetes; Pleosporales; Didymellaceae. The record is from RefSeq and is a predicted model, not a curated record. Bases 326 to 778 code for a protein of 150 amino acids. The transcript has a single exon. Gene Ontology annotation, molecular function: 3-dehydroquinate dehydratase activity. Gene Ontology annotation, biological process: quinate catabolic process.